AUGAAACCUCUGGCUACUAAUCAAGACAGGAGCCGGACUGAGCGCACUCCACCAGCCAGAACCCGUGAUCUCAAGUGCUUUAGGUGUCAAGGGUUUGGGCAUUAUGCCUCUGAUUGCUUGAACAAGAAAGUGAUGAUCAUCCGCGACAAUGGAGAGAUUGAGUCCGAGGAGGAUCCAGAGCCGGAGAAACCAGAGAAAGAAGAAGAACCUGAGGAGUAUGAAGCCGUGCCUGUCCAAGGCAGACUUUUGGUGGCCAGACGUGUCUUGAGUACUCAAGUCAGACUGACAAGAUGA
Molecule: messenger RNA, 294 nt
Organism: Microthlaspi erraticum
Lineage: Eukaryota; Viridiplantae; Streptophyta; Magnoliopsida; Brassicales; Brassicaceae
Source: the annotation of a GenBank genome assembly